AGCGAUCAUCCGUCAUCCCCACGGGGAAUGCACGAUCCAGAGACAGCCUCUACAGACUAAUCUACCCAAUUCCCCUCCAUCUCCUCAAUUCCUGCUCAAUCUUCCUGUGAAGUUCUUUUCUAAAGGUAGCCAAUUGAUUCUGGAAGUCACCUACACAAUAAUCUCCAAUGUCGGUGUCACGGUCCUCGCGGGACCUCUUGGGCCUCUCUCGCCAGCUUAGUAGGCAGUGUCCCCGACGAACAGCUGCCCCUCGCCGAGCCCCUUCACAUUCGCCGACAGCAUCCACUCGAACCAUUGCCUCCUAUACAGCCCCUUAUCAGGCGGAUGCAGUAUCUGUAUUGCAAAGCAAUGUAGACACAAGCUCGGACGAGUUUCGCGAGAAUGAGCGACUCAUGGGCGAGGCCAUGGCCCGGCUGGAGAAGCUGACGCGAGCGGCCCAAGCGGGCGGCUCAGUCAAAGCCAGGGAGAAGCACAUUGCAAGGAAGAAGAUGCUGCCUCGAGACCGUGUCACCGCAUUGAUAGAUCCAGGCACCACCUUCAUGGAGCUUUCACCUCUCGCUGGUCACGAGCUGUAUCCCGAAGCCGACGUCCCUGCCGGCGCCAUUAUCACAGGUGUGGGCGUCGUUGAGGGCGUGACUUGCGUUAUCGUUGCGAACGACAGCACGGUCAAGGGUGGCACCUACUACCCAAUUACGGUCAAAAAGCACCUAAGAGCGCAGGAAGUAGCUAAAGAGAACAAACUCCCAUGCAUAUACUUGGUAGAUUCCGGGGGCGCCAACCUCCCGCAUCAGUCGGACGUAUUCCCUGACCGCGAACACUUCGGUCGCAUAUUCUACAACCAGGCGAGGAUGAGCUCGCAGGGUAUUCCGCAGGUCUCGGUCGUCAUGGGGCUGUGUACAGCUGGUGGCGCCUACGUACCGGCCAUGAGUGACGAGAAUAUCAUUGUGGAAAAGCAAGGCCACAUUUUCCUAGCAGGACCCCCCUUAGUCAAAGCAGCCACGGGAGAGGAGGUGUCAGCUGAGGAGCUGGGUGGCGGUACAUUGCACACCUCGGUAUCGGGUGUAUCAGACUAUCUUGCGGUCAACGAUGCACACGCCAUCGUGCUCGCGCGGCGCUGCAUCAGCAACCUGAACUGGCCACACAAGGCAUCACCGCCUGCAGAUAGCUACGCCUCACCCUUGUAUCCGGAGUCUGAGCUUUUAGGCAUCGCUUCGACGAACCUGCGGAAGCCUUUGCCGAUUCACGAGGUCAUCGCGCGCAUUGUCGACGGUUCCCAUUUCUCAGAGUUCAAACGAGACUUUGGCACCACUCUUGUCACAGGGUUUGCGCAGAUCUAUGGACACAAGGUGGGCAUCGUCGCAAAUAAUGGCAUACUAUUUGGCUCGUCAGCGCAGAAAGGAGCACACUUCAUCGAGCUUUGCGCGCAGCGUGGUAUCCCCUUAGUCUUUCUACAAAACAUUAGUGGCUUCAUGGUCGGUGCCCAGGCCGAACGAGAGGGCAUUGCGAAGCAUGGCGCUAAGCUUGUCACCGCUGUUGCCUGCGCCGACGUGCCCAAAUUCACGGUUGUGGUGGGCGGUUCGUAUGGCGCCGGCAACUAUGGUAUGUGCGGACGCGCAUACUCGCCUCGCUUCCUAUGGAUGUGGCCCAAUGCGCGCAUUGGUGUUAUGGGCAGCGAGCAGCUUGCCAAUGUCAUGCAGACUGUCGGGCAGAAGGCUGACCCCGAGCUCCGGGAUCGGAUCGAGCGCGAGAGCGAUGCUGUAUUUUCUUCUGCGAGGUUAUGGGAUGACGGUGUAAUCCCACCACAACAUACACGGCGAUAUCUCGGCUUAGGACUUCGCGCUGCCAUGGGCGGUAAGAACGAGAUUAAGCCCGGCGGUACCAAAUUUGGCAUAUUUAGAAUGUAAAUCAUACUUGUCCUAGGGGUUGUUGGUCUAUCAGCAUAGCAUAUAGCGGAUUCGAUGCUUAAUAGGCGUUUAUAUAUUGGUAGUGUGUUAAUAAUAUUGGAAUGACCAAAUGAAAUAAAUCAAUGGCUAUAUUGGAGUGACACCCUUAUCUGCAACUUUAUUUCCCCUUGCCUCUUUCUGCCAUUUUCACUCAAGAUUAUUAAAUUUUCUGCAUGAACCUCUGCCCAAGCCCUUACGCGCCCAAAGAAUUGUCUAUGUUGGUACCUGAU
This is a messenger RNA of Xylaria bambusicola, 2173 nucleotides long. Its product is annotated as carboxyl transferase. The transcript has 3 exons. Bases 168 to 1904 code for a protein of 578 amino acids. Gene Ontology annotation, molecular function: methylcrotonoyl-CoA carboxylase activity. NCBI's taxonomy places the organism in Eukaryota, Fungi, Ascomycota, Sordariomycetes, Xylariales, Xylariaceae. Gene Ontology annotation, cellular component: methylcrotonoyl-CoA carboxylase complex; mitochondrion. Gene Ontology annotation, biological process: L-leucine catabolic process. The record is from RefSeq and is a predicted model, not a curated record.